AUGUUUCUGAGACUCUGUGCUAAACUCAACUUCUCAAAGAGAGAUCGGCAUGGCUGUGAGAAGGACGAGGAACAGCUCGGUUUAUCUCCGAGCACGAAAGACCACGAUCGCGUCGUAGCAAAUGACGAUGUAGGUGUGUCCUCCACCUCAGAGGCAGAGCUUAUUCACACCAGAAGAGAAAGUCUCCCGGAAGUGGCCGGAGAGAAGCCAGACAAGAAAGACCGGAAGACCCUGCAUGACCGUGAGAAGCAUGACGAACAGCCUGGCACAUCUCCGAGAACAGGAGACGUUUGCGUCGUAGCAAAUGACGAUGUUACUCCCCAAAGAGCAAAUCUCUGGGAAGUUGCUGGUGGAAAGCUAGACGAGAAUGACCGGAAGGCUCUGGGUUUGGAGCGUCCCCUCCUUAUCACGGAUGUCAUCAAAGAUGUGAUCAAGUCCACUGAAGAUAAAUACCGUGAGUACCAGGAAGGCGGGCUCAAGAUUCGCAAGCGCGAUGGUGGGCAUAUCAACGUCCGCGAUUCCGCGAAAAACAUUAUUCUCCAUGCAUUGCAGGCGCAGGAUCUUGUCACCAAAUUGGUCUCCUUUGAUCCGACUGGUCAUGCAUCAAGUGCAUGGUCAGUUGUUUCAAUCGGGCUUUCAAUAAUAAAAAACGACAUUGAACGCCGGGAUGAGAUUCUCCACGCAGCCGAGUAUCUAGCCGACCUUCUUUCCUACUAUGCGAUCGUUGACAAUCAUUAUCGAGAAAGGAAAGUGGAAAGCGAUCGAGAAUUGGAAGACGCUCUGGUUGAAGUCUACAUUGCCGUUCUUCAGUACGCGGCAGAGGUGAAAAAGGCAGAACAAGAAAGAAACGCGGCUCGCAUAUUGAAAAGCGUCACGGCCCUUGUCCAACAGCCGUUCAAGGAACUCAAGAGAACUGUCGAGAAGAAAGAGCAGGCUGUUCAGAAGUGGGCAAAUCUUACGGAAGCUCUAGACCACAAAAGACAAGUAGAAAGCAUGCUCGAAGAAAUUGACGAGGCGGUUGGAAGGCUGAAGAUUAUCCAAUCGCACACUAGGAGCUUGCAAGACCGUGAGAUUCUCAACUGGUUAUCCACGGCAUCCUAUUCAGAUCCCCAAAAUAACACUCAAGGCCACCGCGCAUCAAACACGGGGAACUGGUUUCUCAACUUGCCCGAGUAUAAAGAGUGGAAGAUCACACCUGGAAAGAUCUGUUGGCUUUAUGGAGCAGUCGGCUGCGGAAAAUCGGUUCUUUGUUCUACAGUUAUCCAGGAUAUCGAGGAAUUCUGCGAAUCUGAUCCAUCAAGAAAAUUUGCCUACUGGUACUUUCAGUUCAGCAAUGACGAAACACAGAAGGUGUACAACAUGAUUCGGUCCAUACUGCGACAACUCAUGCCACGAACACUUCCUUCAUCUAUAAUAAAUCUCUGGGAAGAACAUAGCCCUCGGGGCAGUAAGCCACAACAGCAAAAAUUCGCAGAUAUUCUGGACGUCGUCUUGGAAUCUUCCCAGGGCGAGGUUUUCCUCAUCUUAGAUGCACUUGAUGAGUGUCCAGCGACUGGAGACGACGGAAGAAGCUCGCUUUUGCAGUUUAUUGUAGAACUGCUUGGAAAACAUCAAAGCAAAAUGCACAUUCUCGCCACUAGUCGACCAGAGCCUGAUAUACGAUCAAGACUAGAACUAUACCAAAGCGUGGAUCUGGAGACUGGAUUGGGGCAAGAUGUGGAAACUUUCGUCCGUGAUCAAGUUGCUCAUGGCAGGUUGCGUGAAUGGGGCGAGUCGGUCAAAAAGAGGACUCUAGAGAAAUUGCUUGAUAUCCCGGAACGGCGCUUUCGCUGGGCUGAUCUGCAAAUAAAGCGGCUACAAGGGUCCAAAACUGAGGCUGCAUUUCACAAAACUCUUGAUUCCAUUCCAGUCACACUCGAGGAUACCUAUAAAGAUACCCUUGAACGGCUGUCGCCAGAGGAUCGGGAGGCGGCUCGCACGAUAUUGAUUUGGCUCAGCUUUUCUGCCGCCCCGCUGGAUUUGAAGACUGUCGCGGCUGUUGUGUCUUUUCGUUUUCCGGAAGAUGUUGUAACAACCUGCACUACUUCUCUAGUCACUGUGAGCAUGUCUGAUAAUACUGUGAGACUCGCUCAUUUCUCCGUGAAGGAGUUCUUAGUCCGCAACGAAGCCAUGGCUCACUGGUUUCAAUUCUCGGUUAUAUCUGGCCAUGAUGCCAUAACUAACAGAUCGGUUGACUGUCUGCUUGAGAGUACCGAAAUCCUAACCAAGACCGCUGCUGUGCAACAACCACUACUGACAUACGCCGCACAAUACUGGGACUAUCACUUGGCACAAUCAGGAGGUCUCCACACCUGUUGUAUUGAUCUCCAGGAGAAGGUUGACCGCCUGUUCAUCGAACGCAAUGUCUAUACCAACUGGGUGCGCUCGUAUUAUUAUUCUAGGUAUUAUGAUAUGUGGCAUCGAUCUUUCGAGGACCUGCAAUCGCCUCUGAGCUCUGCAUCAGAAAGAGGACUGAAAUCAACGGUUGAUUUAUUGCUUGCAAAAGGUGCCGAUCCUAUGGUGUCAUCUCUUGCUGAACGAGACAAUGCAUUGCUAAAAGCCGCGGAGCAAGGUCACCUGGAGGUCCUACAGUUGUUGUUGAAUAGGGUGGAUGAGAUACCGCGAAGAGUGACUAAGUGCAUGCUGAGUAUUAUUCACGCCGCCGAGUCCGACAAAGAGAAGCUAUCAAUGAUUUUGGACCUGCUUUGGGGCAAGGGUGUUUUGCAUGAUCGAUCAAGAGUACGCCGUAUGGUCGUUGAUGGGGAACUUGUUGAAGCAGCAGCUGCGAAUGACGAGUCGGGCCAUAUGCUAAUUAGUUGGCUCUUAGAUCGAAAAGAGAAAAUGGGUGUCAGGAUAACUGAGAGGUUAAUUGUAGCUGCGCUGGAAAAUCAAAGUCGCGGCGAAGAAAUCAUACACUUGCUUCUAAAUAAGUGUGAUGCGGAUUUGAAGCGUAUUCCAUCAUUGAUGCGGGUGUUUUUUGCCUCAUGGAAUAUUGAUGCCAUGAGUGCCGUCCUCAAGAGGUGGGUGCAUGAUCUUGUGCCGGAUGAGGAGUGUCUCGAUGCUUUCGUACGCGGAAAGAAAGAAGCGAUGGAGCUGCUUCUGCAGGAGCGUGGAGAGGAAGUCCAAGUUACCCAGAGUGUCCUGAUUACAGUUGCCAGCAGUGCAAAUGAUCCACAGACAGUGAGGCUCUUGCUAGACAGGCGGGGGCCCAGAACAGAAAUCAAUAAAAAGGUGCUUUUAGCUGCUGCAGGAAACCAUUCGAAAGGCAGUGCGAUCAUGGAUGUGUUGCUUGAUGAGUGUGAGCAUGACAUCGUUAUUGAUGACGAAAUCAUUCAAAAAAUUGCAGAGAAUUCUAAUGAAGGCUUGGAAAUGAUGAAGUCUCUCCUCUGCAGACAGCAAGCGGGCUUUGUGGUCACCGAGCAAAUAUUAUGCACCGCUGCUGAAAAACACGACCGGGAAAUGCUGGAGCUUCUGGUGAACAAUGCUGAUGGCUCUAAUCUUCCCAUAACAGGGGAAACCUUACGUUCUGUAGCUGGUAAUAAUUAUGAUGGACGAGCCUUGAUAGAGUACCUAUUUGAGCUCCGAGGCCACAGUCUUCCUGUUUCAGAGGAUGUACUGGUAUCUGUCGCAGAUGCAGAUAAUUAUGAGGCGGACGAUGUGCUCACGUUCCUUCUAGAGAGGUUUCCUGAUAUCCCAGUGACUGAUCGACUGUUCGAAGCGUCCUGUAUCCACCAUAAUGCCAUGAGUCUACUGUUGGAUCGACGGCGUGACUACCUUCCAAUCGAAGCAAUGAUCCGCAAAAUAGCAAAAGCACCUGUGUUGGCAACGGGAGAAAAGGUACUGGGGAUGCUUCUGGAUCGGCAGCUUGUGAAAUUGGAUGAAUGGCUGGUGGAAACAGUCGCUGACGAGAACCAUACUCUUCUGGAGGUUAUUUACCAGAGAAAUCCGGAUUUCCCAGUGACACCAAAAGUAGUUGUCAAGGCUGCUAGAAACGAUGGUGCAAUGAGAAUCCUGCUUGACCGACAGAAGAACCAAGUUGUGAUCACAGAGGAAGUGAUCAAAGCUUCAUUGUCGGGACCGUUUCCAAACUGGGUCAUACGCUUACUCCUGACUCGUCUGGAUCGAAACGCAGUGCCAAUUACAGAGGAUCUCCUGAUAUAUGCUAUCAAAAAUGAUGAUUUUUUGCAUCGUCAGAUCAAAGCUCUAGAGUUGCUUUUAGAACCACGCCGUGACCUCAACCUCAGUGCAGUCUGGGAAGCAAUAUGGCAGGAUCCUGAAAUCAAGCCAUCUUCUCUGGCUCUGGCAGCAGAGGCUCUUUUUCAAUAUGUCAGGCUUGAUGUCUCGGAUGAAAUGCUGGAGAGACUCUCAUCUGGGUCCUGGUCAAGCUAUUCCCCCUUGGAUAAUUUCGUCCACUCCUGUAUGCAGUACAAGAUACCGUUACCCACCACCGAGGCAGCGCUCGAGUUGAUUGUUGAAAAUACCACGUUGAACACAGUCGAUAUAUACCUGGAGAACUAUCCUGACACCACGAUUACCAAGAAACACAUCGAAGCUGCCAAGAGGAAUUCGGUAGAAGACAGGUACCGGGAUGAGCUGGUUUCACUUCUACUGUCUGCCAAGUCGAGGGUACCCUCAUCUUGAAGAGCACUGGAGGUCAUGAUGUUUAUUUUGUUUUUGUUUUCUUUUUCUUCGUGUUCUUUCUUUUUGAUGCUUCGAGUUGGAUGGGAAAAUAUCCUUGAUUUAACUCUUGUUUGGUGUUACCUGACCAGAUAGACA
Messenger RNA from Aspergillus vadensis CBS 113365, 4815 nucleotides. RefSeq lists its product as uncharacterized. The record is from RefSeq and is a predicted model, not a curated record. Bases 1 to 4680 code for a protein of 1559 amino acids. Gene Ontology annotation, molecular function: protein binding. The transcript is spliced from 7 exons. Lineage: Eukaryota; Fungi; Ascomycota; Eurotiomycetes; Eurotiales; Aspergillaceae.